Molecule: messenger RNA, 743 nt
Organism: Drosophila erecta
Lineage: Eukaryota; Metazoa; Arthropoda; Insecta; Diptera; Drosophilidae
Product: glutamic acid-rich protein-like
Exons: 2
Coding region: 383-586 (67 amino acids)
Source: RefSeq, a predicted model, not a curated record
UGAAUUUCCCCACUCGGACCGGUUUCGUUAACAGCGGCUUAACCGAUUCGUGCCGAUUGAUGGGCAGUGAUUGAAGUACAUUUUUCGGGGUCUCCAAGCUUCGUGGAAUCAUUCUGCUGUUCGGGCGGCUAGAGAACGAGUUUGCGCUUCCCAGGCGCCCCAAGAAGCGAUUUAGAGUUCGCAGACAUGCCAAUCCCUGAAUUAAUGGAGCUGCCAAAUCAAUUAGAGGCGCUGCGACUUAAUUAAAAUUUGUUUGCCUAAUUAAAAGCCAGCACUGUCAGUGCGAACGAACGUGCACAAGCGAUUCUUUGUGGCUCCUCCGCCAGCAACUCGAGAUCUCCAAGUCCAAAUCCUCUUUUGUGGGUCGCAUGCCGGCGGAGAAAUGCGGUUCUCAGUUGGAGAAAAGUCUAAGCAGCAGAAACGGAAAAAGAAACACAUACAGAAAGAGAAACAGAAACAGAAACAGAAACAGACACAGAAUCAGAACAAAAUGCAGCGCCAAAAGCCAAUGCACAAGAAUGCGAGACGAACGCCACGAUCCAAGAUCCACGAUUCCGAAGCGGAGCUGCAGGGCACUAUAUAUUGAAUUGACUGCUUAGCUAUUCAUGGGGACUUACAGAUUAAUCCACGUUUUCUGAUAAGAUAUCCUAUUACAACAACUGGUUUCCACCAGUUAAAAUGGAACACUUAGGCUGGAAAAUGCUGGCUUGACUUUCGAUGAGCUAAAUGUUCAAGGUUUUUUG